AGAAUCGGCUUGUUGCUUCAUCCACCCAUCUCUCUAUCUUUCAUCAUCUUUCCCCAAUCCCCCACGGGAAUCUGUGAGAAUCUCUGGGGAUUGUGGGCUAGUUCAUCGUUUUUCAGCUACCCAUUUCUUCAAUUACACAAUCCCACCUGCAAAAUCUGUAAUUAUUUCUUGGGUUGAUCUUAAAAUUUGAGAAAAUCGUAACCCAUCAAAGGAUUUUCUUGGACUUUACAUUUAUGGGUGUCGUUGCUGAUUCUCAAACGGGUGGUGGUGGUGGUGAUGGUGGAGGGGGGAAAUGUUCAAGGGCUGGUGGGUUGAAGAGUUUGGUUAGAAGAAAGCAAGUUGAUUCAAUUCAUUCGAAAUCUUCAAGCUCUGGUCAUCAUCAGUUAGCCAAGGCUUUAACUGUUCCUCAUCUUAUUGCUGUUGGAGUUGGUUCAACCAUUGGUGCCGGAGUUUACAUUCUUGUUGGUACAGUAGCUAGGGAGCAUUCUGGUCCGGCGCUCACCAUUUCUUUUCUAAUAGCUGGAAUAGCUGCUGCUUUAUCAGCCUUCUGCUAUGCAGAGCUUGCAAGUAGAUGUCCUUCAGCUGGAAGUGCCUAUCACUAUUCAUACAUAUGUGUUGGGGAAGGAAUUGCUUGGUUAGUUGGUUGGGGUCUCAUAUUAGAAUAUACUAUUGGGGGUUCUGCGGUUGCUCGUGGUAUAUCACCCAAUCUGGCUGUGCUUUUCGGAAGUGCUGAUAGUCUUCCAUCUUUUCUAGCACGACAUACAAUUCCCGGGAUGGAUAUUGUGGUUGACCCAUGUGCAGCUAUAUUAGUUUGUAUUGUCACAGCACUCUUAUGUGUCGGAAUUAAGGAGAGCACACUAGUACAAGGCAUAGUCACAAUAGCAAAUGUAUGUGCCAUGUUUUUUGUGAUAAUUGCUGGUGGAUAUCUUGGUUGGAAAACUGGUUGGGCUGGCUAUGAACUUCCUGUUGGGUACUUUCCUUUUGGAAUGGAUGGGGUGCUUGCUGGCGCUGGAACUGUCUUCUUUGCAUAUAUUGGCUUUGAUUCGGUUGCUAGCACUGCAGAAGAGGUGAAGAAUCCUCAACGGGAUCUUCCUUUGGGUAUUGGUGCUGCUCUGUCCAUAUGUUGUACAUUAUACAUGUUGGUUUCUAGUGUUAUUGUUGGUUUAGUACCUUACUAUGCUAUGGAUCCGGACACACCCAUAUCUUCUGCAUUUGCAAGCCACGGGAUGAAGUGGGCAGAAUAUGUUAUAACCCUUGGGGCUACUACGGCUCUUUGCUCCACAUUAAUGGGUUCGAUCCUUCCUCAGCCUCGAAUACUGAUGGCGAUGUCGAGAGAUGGUUUACUGCCAUCAUUCUUUGCUGAUGUUAACAUACGAACCCAAGUGCCCGUCAAAAGCACUGUAUUGACUGGUCUAGUUGCUGCAACCUUGGCAUUUGUAAUGGAUGUGGAACAGUUGGCUGGGAUGGUGAGUGUAGGCACGCUGCUUGCAUUUACAAUGGUAGCGAUUUCGGUAUUGAUACUCAGAUAUGUCCCACCAGAUGAAGUACCGAUGCCAUCAUCAUUCCAGGAAUCAAUUGAUUCUAUUCCGUUUUCAUAUGAUGCUACUGAAAAGGAUGCAGAUGGGAAAGAAGACAUUGUGUUGUAUGCUCCUCUUCUUCCGACACAAGCAGCUUACAUAAUCAAUGAAAACAGGCGGAAAAUUGCUGGUUGGACCAUAAUGCUUACCUGUAUCGGAGCUCUUCUUCUUACAUCAGCUGCUUCAAAUGUCAGCCUCCCUAGCUCGGUUAGGUACACCGUGUGCUCAAUAGGCGGCGUUCUUCUUUUAUCGGGUUUGGUGGUGCUGACAUGUAUCGAACAAGAUGAAGCUAGGCACAACUUUGGCCACACUGGAGGUUUCAUAUGCCCAUUCAUUCCACUUCUACCCAUCAUAAGUAUCCUCAUCAACACCUACUUGCUUAUCAAUCUCGGAUCCGAUACUUGGGCACGGGUGUCUGUAUGGAUGUUUAUUGGAACACUGGUGUAUGCUUUCUAUGGCUAUCGUCACAGCGCGCUACAUAAUGCCAUCUAUGUCCCAACCGCCCAUGCUGACGAAGUGUUUCGCAAUUCAAAUUCUCAGGCUUAAAGCAUAAAAGGACGAGCAGUGGGUUGGUUGGUUUAUUAAGUUGUAAUUGUAAAAUUAAUGUACUAGUCAUUAUUUUGUGCUCACUUAUUUAUUGGUUGUUUUGUUAAUGUCAACUAGAAGAACACAAAUAUAUAGCCAGCCAGCCAAAGUAAUGAACCUGAAAUUGGUCACAUCCUAUUGUACAUAAUGUUGUAGUAGAAGGGUUGGGAUUUAGGCAGAAGAAAGAUGUACUAAUAAUGUUAUCUAUUAUUAUUUGUUAUUUGGAGAAGCUCAUUCCUAAUUUGGAAUGACUUGGAAAAAUAACAUUACAAAUAUCCUUUUAUUAUGCAUCUUGCCUUUAAUU
Impatiens glandulifera is the source of this 2466-nucleotide messenger RNA. Its product is annotated as cationic amino acid transporter 2, vacuolar-like. The coding region runs from base 234 to 2123 and encodes 629 amino acids. The record is from RefSeq and is a predicted model, not a curated record. Gene Ontology annotation, biological process: amino acid transport; transmembrane transport. Lineage: Eukaryota; Viridiplantae; Streptophyta; Magnoliopsida; Ericales; Balsaminaceae. Gene Ontology annotation, molecular function: amino acid transmembrane transporter activity. Gene Ontology annotation, cellular component: membrane. The transcript has 14 exons.